AUGAUCGAUCAAAAAAUCAAAAAUAUCUUGGCCAAUCUGAAUCAAAUGUAUUUAUAAACAUAAAAAGAAACUUAAUAAUUUCAAGCAUUCUAUUUUGUAAAAUAUUAACCUUAACUUAUUUAAUUUAAUUAAUAUUUGAUAAUAGAUAAUCAUUCAUAAAUUCAUUGGAUUGAAAUAGGUUCUAUAUAGAUAGUUGUAUUAAGAAUUAUAUUAAGCUCUAAAUAUUAUAUUUUAGGAGUACAUCUUAUUAAUAAUUUAAUAAUUGAAUAAAUUCUUAUUGAAGAUUAAAUAUCAAUUUUAAAUAAGAUUGAUUUGAAUGAUUAUGAAAUCAUAAGACCAUUAGAAUACUAAAUUAAUUAUUAUUAUAAUUAUUUAGCUAUUGCAACUAAAAAAUUAACAAAAACAUAUAUUUUGUUAUUUGCUGUUUCAAUUAAAUUUCCUCUAAAAUAAUACAAAAUUAUUGAAAUAGGAAGAGUUUAAUUUUUUUUCGUUUAAGAAUUUCUAUUUUAUUAUGAUUAAGAUGACAACAUUUAUAAAUACAAUACAAAAGAUUUUGAAAUUUAAAUAGAUAAUCUAUUGCUAGAGUAGAAUGAUCUUACUAACAUAAAAUAGAUUUAAUUUUAAAUAAUACCUAUAAAUUCUAAUGAUUCUAUAAUGAAUGUAGAAAUCUCUAUAAAGAGCUAUAAUGAAUGCUUUAAAUUAUUAAAAAAAUAGAAUGAUGUUCUACUAAAAUUUAUAUCAUAGAAAGAAUUAAAAUUUAAUAUAAAUGAUUAUAUUUAUGGUCCAAUUAAUAAUGUCUAAAUCAUAAAUAAUAAUCAUAUAAAAAUAUAAGGACCUAUGUUACUAUAUGAAAUAAUUAAUAAUUAAGAAAUUUUAAAAGAUGCUAAAUUAUAGACUAUUAAUCUAGGAUCAUAAUUUCCUGGUGUAUAAAAUAUUAUAAAUAUUAUACUAUUUAAAUAUAAGAGCAAUUUAAUUAUAUUAUUUGAUAAAUCAAUUUAAAGUUAAAUAAAAAAUAAAGCACAUUUAUAAAAUAUCAUUCAAUUCAAUGACAAAUCUUUAUUAGUUUUAUUUCUUAAUAAAAAUAGAAAUGAAAUAAGAGGAUCCAUACAUAUGAUUAAUGAAACUACUUUAUAAUUAGAAUCUGAACCUAUAUUCGAAAUAAUUAUUAAUUUUCCUUUACAUUUUAAUUGUCAAAGCUUUAAAACUGGAAAUUUAAUCAUAAUUAAAGCUUAAAAUACAAUAGAUAUAUAUUAAAUAAUUGGAUACAGUAUAUAAUAGAUUUAAAAUCAUUUGAAUAUUCUAGAAAUAUUGAAGAUUAAAGGUAAUAAUGAAUUGUAUAUAUCUCUAUCUUUAAAUACAAAGAAUAAUCAAUAAAUAUUACUAUUUCAAAUUCUAUCUCUAGAUUAGUUAGAAUUUCAAGUAAAAGGAACUGCAUCACUUACUUGGAAUUCUAUGGAUAUUGUUCUUAAAAAUUAAAUAUAUUUACAUCCAAACUAAAAAUUAAAUUAUGAUUACUAACUAAUUUUUUUAGAAUGUAGUAUUGCUGAUGAAAAAUUAUAAAUAACAAUUCUUCAAGCUUUUUAAGAAUAUUUAGUAAUAUGUGAAAUUAUAAUAUUUAUGGAAGACUUUAAAAUCUCUUAUAGACCAAUAAAAAUUUUAAGAAAUCCUGAAAAUCUAAAUUAAGAUUUGGAAUACGAAUAUUUUAAUUAAAAUAAUUUAAUCUUAAAGUAAUUUAAUUUAAUUUACUUUUAUGAUUUAUUAGAAUAAUCAAAUCUUUAUCAUUAUAUUGGAAAACAAUUUUUAGAAAGAUAAUACCUUUUUCAUCAAUUUAAUACUACUCAUUUUAUUGUUUAUGAUUGUAUACAAUAAAAGAUGUUUUUUGCAAAUAUUGGUUAUCUAAUUAAAAUUAAUGAUGAAGUUUUAGAAAAUUAAGUUUUCACAUUAAUUGCUGAAAAUAAAGUAUCAUCAAUAUAAUUAUAAAUAUCUCUUGAAGUAUUUAACGAUCAGAUAUAGAACUAAAAUUUUAUAACUAAAUUCUUUUUAUUCUUUGUUUACUAUUAAUUUUGUAUUUUCUUCUAAGAAGAAUGA
This is a messenger RNA of Paramecium sonneborni, 2088 nucleotides long. Lineage: Eukaryota; Ciliophora; Oligohymenophorea; Peniculida; Parameciidae. The record is from the annotation of a GenBank genome assembly.